Messenger RNA from Clarias gariepinus (North African catfish), 1517 nucleotides. It is a transcript of the gene vtnb, whose product is annotated as vitronectin b. The record is from RefSeq and is a predicted model, not a curated record. The transcript is spliced from 9 exons. NCBI's taxonomy places the organism in Eukaryota, Metazoa, Chordata, Actinopteri, Siluriformes, Clariidae. The coding region runs from base 50 to 1399 and encodes 449 amino acids. Gene Ontology annotation, biological process: cell adhesion mediated by integrin; immune response; cell-matrix adhesion. Gene Ontology annotation, molecular function: polysaccharide binding; extracellular matrix binding; scavenger receptor activity.
UCCCACAGUAGACCAGAGCUGCAGAGACGACUCACAUGAUCUCCUCGAUAUGAAAUUAGUGCUUCUAUUUUUGCUUUCAGUGGCGACAUCCUUCGCUGCCGAAGAGUCGUGCGUCGGACGCUGCAUAAGCGGCUUUGACCCUGGACAGAAAUGCCAAUGUGACAAUUUGUGCAAAUAUUAUGGAAGCUGCUGUGCAGAUUAUGACACAACAUGCCGAAGAAAAGUUUCCCGCGGUGAUGUGUUUGACCUUCCUGAGGAAACUGUGAACAUUAGCGUGAUUGCCAAUGCGCCAUUACUAACCCCCACCACCGCCCCCUUACCCUCCACUUUAAGUUUCGAUCGGGAGGCAGAAAUCUGCAGUGGAAAAUCGUUUAAUGCCUUCCUGCAGACUAAGAAUGGAUCGAUUUAUGCCUUCAGGGGUGAAUAUUACUUUGAACUGGAUGAGAAGUCAGUGAUGCCGGGGUAUCCCAAACUUAUAAAAGAUACGUGGGGCAUUCCUGGUCCUAUCGAUGCCGCUUUUACACGAAUUAACUGCCAAUCGAAGAGUUAUAUAUUCAAGGGGAAGCAGUACUGGCGCUUCGAUGGCGACGUCCUGGAUGAGAAUUACCCGAGAAAUAUCUCAUUGGGGUUUGAGAACAUUCCAGAUGAUGUUGAUGCGGCAUUUGCCAUUCCUGCUGCAGGAUUCAAGAAAAAGGAGAAAGUGUAUUUCUUUAAAGGUGACCAGUAUUACCAGUAUGAGUUCAAGCACCAGCCUUCACAUGGGGAUUGUGUCCGUAUGACCAAAGCCUCGCCAUCCGUCCUCUUUACCAGCUACACGAACCUGUACUGUGACUACAACUGGGAUGAUAUUUUUUCCUCACUUUUCCCAGAAUUCUCAGGACAUCACAAAUGGCCACGCUCCAUUGACAAAGACUGGGUGGGAAUCAAACCUCCGUUGGAUGCCGCAAUGGUGGGCCGGCUGUCCAUGACCUCCACGUCUUCAUCUGCAUCUGCGGCUUCACCCCCAGUACCUCCGGGUAGGCGUGGCAAGCCCCGAGGCAGCCGCAGGAGAAAGGGCAAAGGCAGAGGAAGCAGACAUUCAGACUUCUGGGACGAUUUUGCCUUGGAUUAUGAAGAGAAGUAUUUUGGAGCAGAAAGGCGAGGAAGAGGUCAUAAAAAGGGCCGUGGGAGACGCCCGUCCCUCUUUGACUACUACUACGAUGAAACGGAUUACACUGAUUGGGAGCAAGUACAGGAGAAAUCGACACCCGUGCAAAAAGUCUACUUCUUCCAGAAUGAUAAAUACUACAGAAUGGAUCUCCAGACCAAACAAAUCGACUUUGUUACUCCUUCAUACCCGAGAUCUAUCGGCAAGUACUGGCUGGGAUGUAAAGAGAAGGAGCUGGCGGAGAAAAGAUAAAAAAAUUUAAAAAAAAAACAUCUAUUUGAAGCUCAAAGCUGAAAAUGAUUCAUGAGAUGCUACAUCAGAGAUACGUCAGACUGUAAUCCAGUCAGGGCUGCUGGAGGACCGAGUCCAC